AUGGUUAAUCAUCCAUCUACUAAAGCAGAUGCGUAUUUCCUUUCUCAUGGGGGUCCACCUACGGUCGAACAGACUUAUUCUGAUCCAUUCAAGGCCUGGCAGACAUUCGGUAAGAUCAUCAACUCGAAUCCACCUAAAGGGAUAGUAGCGGUAUCUGCCCAUUGGGAGAAUGACAAAGGAUUAGGAGGAUCGGAAGGUGUGAUAGUCAAUUCAAACCCAUCUAAUCCAUUGAUAUACGAUUUCUACAAUUUCCCUAAAAGGCUAUACGAAUUGAAAUUCCGAUCAACCUUUACACCCGGAUUGGAAUCAACUGUGCUGGAUGCCCUGAGAUCCAGUGGAAUUUCGUUCUCUAGGGAAGAUAGAGGUUUCGAUCAUGGGGUAUGGAUCCCGUUCAAAGCGGCUUUUGGUGAAUCAACACAGAUACCAAUCAUCCAAGUUUCCCUACCUUCCUCUUCAGAUCCAAGAGCUUCAGUCAAACUGGGUAGAGCAUUGUCUAAAGUCCGGGAUGAAGGGUAUACGGUAGUAGCUACUGGUCAAUCGGUACAUAAUCUACGUGAUUUAUUCACCGGCCAAAGAAUGCCAUAUACCAAACCUUUUCUCAACCUACUUAAUCAAUCCCUCUCAUCACCUGAUCCAAUCUCCUCCACAAUCGAUAUAUUGAAGACACCGCUGUACAAGAAAUCUCAUCCUACCGACGAGCAUUUCUAUCCACUCUUCGUAGCUCUCGGGGCACUGGACAAGGAAGAAUACAGGAAUAGGAAAGAUCUGAUAAGUGGAGUGUGGGAUGCUCAAGGUAUGCCGGCGGAAGAUGAAGGGUUGGGAUGGAGUAUGUACAGAUGGACUUCUGCUUAG
Kwoniella mangroviensis CBS 8507 is the source of this 852-nucleotide messenger RNA. RefSeq lists its product as uncharacterized. The coding region runs from base 1 to 852 and encodes 283 amino acids. The record is from RefSeq and is a predicted model, not a curated record. Gene Ontology annotation, molecular function: oxidoreductase activity, acting on single donors with incorporation of molecular oxygen; zinc ion binding; ferrous iron binding. NCBI's taxonomy places the organism in Eukaryota, Fungi, Basidiomycota, Tremellomycetes, Tremellales, Cryptococcaceae. The transcript has 5 exons.